Messenger RNA from Heterobilharzia americana, 4664 nucleotides. NCBI's taxonomy places the organism in Eukaryota, Metazoa, Platyhelminthes, Trematoda, Strigeidida, Schistosomatidae. The record is from the annotation of a GenBank genome assembly.
AUGGAUACUAAUAGCAUGGAAAAAUGUGAUUGGGUUCAGCUGGUUGAUCCUAAAACCCAACAGCUAAUGUAUAUCCACUUGAAAUCUGGUGAAUGUAGUCGAGAUCCUCCAAAGAAUGCUAAAGUAAAAACAGUAUCACCUAACCAAUGGUGGGAGUUAUUCGAUGUAAAAGCUCAAAGAAAUUAUUAUUAUAACAGUUGUACUCGAGAGACUGUCUGGCAAAAGCCUAUCGAUGGUGAUAUUAUCCCUUUGGCUAAAAUACAACUUUUACAACAAAAUCAUCGACCAUCAUUUCUACCCCACAAAGAUGAUAUUGGUGUACUUCGACACUCAAAUAAUAUUAAUAAUAGAAAUAACGGGAAUAUGAAUCCUGAUCGAAAAGAUGAACGAUUAUCGACAUCAUUAACUCAAAGAAACUGUUCUACUUCAUCAGUUUUGGAUAUACCAAGUUAUUCAAUCAAUAAUAUGCUUCUUUUACAACAGAAUACUAAUGAUAAUAAUAAUAAUAAUCAGUUAAAUUACUAUCCGAUCUCAUAUUCAACUACUUCUAAUGUUAAUCAUGAUUAUGUGGAUAAAUUCAAUGAGAAUAUGAAUGGUAUUCAAUCACCAAUAUUAUUAUCAUCCUCAUCAUCAUCUAGGAUUAUUAUGAAUGAUACUGUCAACCAAUCAACAUCAAAUCGUAUUAUCACUGAUAGUCAACGUGUUCAUGAUUGGCUACGCGAUUCAACUGCUACAAUGAAUAAUGAAAAAAAGUCUACUAUUAGCUAUCAUAAACACGGUGUAAAUGAAGCUAUUACUACUGAUAACAAUAGUGUCAAUAAUAAUAAUAAUAAUAGUGGUAUUAAAAAGCCUGGUUGUUUAUCUGAUCGACCUAUACGUAGACAUAAUAUCCAUUCAACGUCGCAACUUCAAGGUUUAGUAGAAUUUCCUAGUCCAGUUGAAGAUAAUUUUAUACACUCACCAAUUAAAUCAUCAGUAGCGCAGUCUAUCAAUCCCAAUAAUAAUAAUAAUAAUAAUGAUAAUAAUAAUAAUAAUAUAUUUCCUGCUUAUAGUAACACACCUCUAAUUUCAUCACCAUGCUUUACCUCUGAAUCUACCAGUAAUAUGUCAAAGGAACAUAUUAUCAGUAGUUUUAAUGAAUUCACAGAACAAAAUAUUAUUCACGAUAAGUCACUUCUUUUGAAUAAUCAUAAUAAUGAUAUGUGUGAAAUUGUUAAACAAUCCUCUAUGCCUCCAAUAAACUCUCAAAGUAUGCCAUAUCCUGUAACUCGUCAACGUGCAUUUCCUCGUACCAAUCCAACUGUAUCACGUCCUUUAGGUAAUGUAACAUGUACUCUACCUAGAACUUGUAUUAUUCCAUCGGAGAAUUCAUCGAUUCUCUUAACUUCUCCUUCUUCCUCUUCUUCGAAUGCUUUAAAUCAGUUUAAUGAAACAAAAUGUACAAGAAUAUCUAUGAUAGAUUCAAAGCUUCCUGUUAUUCAUAGAUCUAACUCAAAAGAUUCGUCUGCUUUGAUUAAAUCAAAUUUCACUGGUGAUUAUGCAUCAGGUAAUUCUAAUCAAAACUGCUUACCUGAUUAUAUUAUAACUUCUUGUUCAUCUGUAGUAUUGAAUGCACCUAUUAAAGUUUCAUGUACAAUCAGUGAAUUUACUCCGUCAUCUUACUCAUUGAAUGAAUCGACUACUAAAAUGAAUCUUCGGAAUUAUCUUCCUAUUGAUAGUCCUUUAUCUGCGUCUCCUCAUCCAUCUUCUUCACCAGUAUCGCCUACUUCAUUUUCAAGUGGUUCAUCAGCUACUGCUCUAACAACUGCGAAUUCUGAAGAAAGUGUAGAUAUAUCAAAUAUUAUCGCUUUAAAUCAUGAGAAUUGCAAUGAUUUAAUAUCAUCAGAUUCUAAACAGAUGCUACAACAAAGUAAACCUCAUGCUAGUGUAACUUCUUGCCUUACCAAUGCUACAUGUGAGUAUAGUCAUUAUUUCCCUGUUUUAAACGAGGAUAAUGAAGAAAAAUUAGAAGAAGAAGAAGAACAAAUGCGACCUCCUACACCGCCUCCACGUUCAGCUUCCACUUUAUGCUCUCAAGGGAUACCAAAUUUGUUUUUUGUCAGCUUUCCAAAUCAUCUAUCUUUUAAUACUCCAAUAUCACAAUUCGAUCAAUCUACAGGAUAUCUUCAAACACAUUAUCUUAUUUCCUCUCAGCCUUAUACUAAUCCAUCCCGUGGAUCUAAUACAAAUGUUUCCUUAACAUCAUCUUUAUCACGUAAUCAUCCUUCACGAGCACAUGUUAUUCAACCAAAUCAUCGUCGACCACAUCGUUCACAAUAUUUUACUCAACAAAUUCAAACUGGUUCACAGUUUCUAUCAGAUGAUAAAGAUAUGAAAUGUAAUGAAAACAGUGUUGUUAUCGUCGAUGAUACUUGUAUGAUUUCACAGGCAGAUUUAUUUAAUUCUCAACAGCCUAGAAUACUGAAUCCCUGGAUAAGGAAUACAACUGAUAUAACUACUUUGCCUAAUUCUGGGAUUUGUAUUACUACUAUUGGUGUUGAUGUUAGUCAUGCUAGUCAUAAUAGUGUUAGUAAUGUAUUGGCUACUAAUGCUAUCACUGUAUGGGAUAGUUAUAACUGUAUCAAUAAUUCAUUACAAAUUGUUGAUUCUGGUAUAAAUAAAACACCAAUGAUGAUGACAACAGCUAUAUCAACAUCCGGUAAAACAUAUUCUUCAACAAAUCGAAUAAAUAAUCUACCACGUUCUGCUUCUGGUGGUUUUAUUGGACCUGCUGAAAGUAUGGAUUCAUCAUCAAUAUGGACCUAUGGCUCAUAUAAUAAUACACAAUAUAAACGUGAACAUGUUUUAUCAUUACGUAGAUUUAUGCAACCGAUUUAUGUUCAUCCAGGUCAUCCAGCAUUUUCUUCAUUCAUAGAACCAUUCAAUUGGCCUUCAUAUUUAUUUAAACCAGAUGCAGAUAUACGUACAUUGAUGAGUUGGACAAAGUCCAACUUUUCAAAACGUUUAUUAGUCAGCUCUGAACCAGGAUUGAAGAAACAAGUUGCCCAGUUAUUCAAAGUGAUUCAAUCAUUUAUGGGUGAUAGAAAAGCACGUCUCAGUCUACCAGAUUAUGGUUCAAUUAUUAUUCAUCGUGCAUUGAGUUCAGCAAAUUUACGAGAUGAACUAUAUGCUCAAUUGUGUAAACAGACAACGAGUAAUCCAGAUAUGAAGAGUUUAACAAACGGCUGGGCUCUCUUAUGCGUAUGCCUUUAUUAUUUCCCACCAAAUAGUAAGUUUCGUGAUCACCUGUAUGCUUAUUUACAAAGUCGAUCGGAUGCCUCAGUCAUUAUAAAUAACACUACUACAAGUACUACAACAACAACUACUACUACUGUUAACAGUAAUCUGAUGAGUGGCAUAGAUGAUUACAAUAACAGUGCUGCACCAUUUGAGUCUAGUCUAAAAACAGCUGCUGCUAUUGCUUCUGGACUACACCCAUUUCAAAUCAAUAACAACCAUAAUAACAAUAAUUUUGUCGAUAAGUCACAGCAAUCAAAUGAUGCGUCAAUUAACCUAAAAUUGUUCACUUCAUAUCCUACUACAAAUAAUCAUAAUUAUCCAAUGGGAAUUGCAUUAGGACCAUGGGAUCGACCAACUGCUGCUCAUUUUGCUCGUGUUGCUCCACGAUGGUUUGUUCGAUCAUUAAAUGUUGGUGUUCGUAAAACACCGGUUAGUCCAUCAAUUGAAGAGAUAUGUCAUGUUAAGGAUUUUUUAUUAAAACCAUGUAUAUUCGGUAGUUCAUUGAAUGAAAUGAUGCAAUUACAAGCCUAUCGAUUUCCUCAUCUACGUUUACCAUGGAUACAAAUAUUUUUAACUGAAGAAAUUUUACAUUUGAAUGGAGCACAAACUGAAGGAAUUUUUCGACUUUCACCAGACAUGGAUGUUCUUAUUGAAGUACGUUGUCAAUUAGAAAAAUUAUUUGAAAUAUUUCGUGUUGUUCAACUUUGUGAUCCUGAUCAUCAGACUGAUAAUCAUACCAGUGAAUAUGAUUUAUGCAAUCGUUUUCUUGUGCAUCGUCCACCACCCCCUGGUUGGUCUACUUCUGUACGUGUUAUUGAAGCAGAGGAGAAUCAAAAUUCUACUGAAGCUGACUCAAAGAAAUUUAAACAAAAUUCUUUAUUAUCUUCUUCUAUAGAUUGGGAUUGUUUAACUGGUGAAUUUAGUUGGCCUUUAUUACCUGAUCCAUUGAGUUUACCUCCUGCUGAAUAUGUUCUGCUUACACCAACUGCUUAUUGGCCUAGAAAUUUGAGCAGUAUUAUAAAACGUUCAUGUACACUGUCUACCUCAUCUACAGCAUCAUCAUCCAUUGGCAAUACGAAUGGACAUAACUCAACAAAUAUGGAGUCACAUUUAGCUGCUGGACUAUUAAAAUUAUGGUUACGUGAAUUAAGUGAACCUCUUAUUCCAGUGGAAUUACAACCAAUCUGUUUAAAAGCUGCCUGUGAAGCAGAAGCGUAUGAAUCUCAAGAAAAAGACUCAGUCAUUGGUACUACAGUAUCAAAUGAUUUAGAUCCUAUUCAAAAGUGUUGCCGUCUUGUUAGACGUUUAAAUCCUUUACCAAGAAGAUCAUUAUUAUAUUUAAUACUACUCUUGCAACAUCUUUCCAAAUCAGAAUAUUCAAAUAA